Paramecium tetraurelia is the source of this 1773-nucleotide messenger RNA. RefSeq lists its product as uncharacterized. The record is from RefSeq and is a predicted model, not a curated record. The transcript has 5 exons. Lineage: Eukaryota; Ciliophora; Oligohymenophorea; Peniculida; Parameciidae.
AUGUUUUGGAUAUUUUAUAUUAUAGGAUUAGUCUAAUCAACGUGUUCAUACAGCAAUUUUGAUUAAUUCUAAUUAAGUAGUGACAGCUUUUAUCAAGAAUAGAAUUAUGUAAGAGGAAAUCCCUAUGCAUUUGGUGUAUGGACACAAUAUGCUCCUCUUAGAAAAAAUUUCUUUGCACACAAAUUAAAACCAUAUCUUGAUUCAACACGUAGUCUUGAUGGGUUUCAUAUUCUUAAUUUUCAAAGCGGAGGAAGCAUACAAACAUUGUUCUAUUAAUAGCCACUUUAUGUUACAGGAAACCCAACAUUAGUCAUUUUAUAAAAUACAUAGUCUGGGGUCUUGUCCUCUAAGAUUCAGGAGGGACUCUAUUAUUAUGAGGGAUAUUGGGUUUUUACCUAUUUUAGUUUUAACUAUGAUAACAAAUACAAUUUUGCAUCAUAUAAUACAGGGGAUGAUCGUUUUUAAAAUUUUUUGGUCACAAAUAGAAAAUUGAAAACAUAAACAACCAAUGCUAAAUUAGAACAUGGAGGUUAAGGCUUAUAUGUCAUAGGUACUAGUAGUUACAAUCUAAAUUUAUUUUUGGGAAGGAUUUCUAUAAUUACUACAUUUGAAAGCUCAAUUACUUUUUUCAUCAAUACAGAUAAGGUUAAAUUUAAAUAAUUUAUUUAAUAAUGCUAAGUUCCUUCAGCAUGUUAAAAUUCUGUGGAAUUAUAUUUCUUUAAUGAAACCUAUAAUAAGCUUAACUAUUCUGUUGGCAGUUAUCAAGUUGAUCUUCCAGGAUAAAUCUAUGGGUUAGGAUUUUGGAUGAAGAGAGAUUCUUAAAAAAUCAACUCACAAAGAGAAAACUUAAUAUCUUUUGGAGGUAAUUUUGCAACUUUAGAUCGAUUUUACUAAUUAGCAUUGUAUUGGUAAAUGAUAGAUCAUGAUGUGAUUUUAAUGCACAGUCUAGAUCUUUAUUAUUUAAUACCUAUAGAAAAGCCAACAAUCAAUCGAAGUUAUACUGCAGAAUUAUAUUUUAGUUAACCUAAAAAAAACUUCGAAUAAUGGAGCUAUUUUUAAUAUUUUUUUAAGAAGGUUGGACAAACUGAAAUUGUAUAACUUUUUCUGUUUUAAUCCUGCUGUGACAUUAGGGACCUAUAUUAUAUUAUGGAUUAUCCUUAGUUUCAAUAAUAUUCUAAUUAUCAGGCCACAAUAACGUUAUUCACAGAAUAGAAAGAUGUAAAAAUACUGCCUUUUGAAGGUUUGAUUUCAAAUUUAAGAUUUAAUUACUGUUACUCUAUAGAUUAUGAUUUCGAAAUGUAUUCAGACAUAAAUUGCAAUUUACAAUGUCAAACUUGCACAGGGCCUACCAAAUAUGAUUGUACUUCCUGUUAUGAUGAAUAAAAUAGAUAUUUGUAAACUGAUCUUCAUUACUGUUAUUGCAAAACAAAUUAUGAGGAAGCAGGUGGUUUAAUAUGUCAAUUUCUAUUUCCUAAUAAAUAGAGUUGUAUAAAGAGUUCAAUAUAAUUGAAUUAUGGCUACUUUGAAGUAUGGAAGGAUUUGAAAUUCUUGGGAUGCAUUAAAUGUCCCUAUUUUGGUCAAGGUCAUAAUUCAGUAAAUUGCAUAAACUGUAUACUCAAUUCUCACAAUUGGUAUUUAAACCCAAUUUGUGAUAUUGAUUACAGAACUGAUGACUCUGUAUUCUAUUAUGAUGAAUAAUUAGAUUAUUAAUCCUAAGAAAUAUUUAUAAUCGAUUUUGAUUUGAUGAUUUAUAGAAUUGUGUCCUGGAUGUGA